Molecule: messenger RNA, 444 nt
Organism: Colletotrichum orchidophilum
Lineage: Eukaryota; Fungi; Ascomycota; Sordariomycetes; Glomerellales; Glomerellaceae
Exons: 3
Coding region: 1-444 (147 amino acids)
Molecular function (GO): protein binding
Source: RefSeq, a predicted model, not a curated record
AUGGAUGCCCCCUCACAGGCCACGCAGUCAUUACCCCCGGAAGCAAUUGCUCUCGCGGGGCGCAUGUACGACAGCGCGCGAAAGGGGGAUCUCGCCAUCUUUGAGCAGGCCUUGCCGGCUGGCUUACCCGCCAACAUGACGAAUGAAAAGGGCGAUACAUUGCUCAUGUUGGCCGCGUAUCACGGGCACGCGGAAUUGGUGAAGCUGCUCAUCCAGCACGGAGCUGAUCCCAAUCGAUUGAACGACAGGGGGCAAAGUCCUCUUGCUGGUGCAGUCUUUAAGCAAGAAGACGGAGUUAUUGAGGUUCUUCUUGAAGGCGGCGCCGAUCCAGAGUAUGGGAAUCCGAGCGCGUUGCAGUGUGUCGCCAUGUUCAAGCAAGGAGAGAAGUGGCAGGCCAAGUUUGAGUCGGCUUCUGGGAGAGGCAAGGCUGUUGCGCAGAACUGA